Molecule: messenger RNA, 2922 nt
Organism: Sardina pilchardus (European sardine)
Lineage: Eukaryota; Metazoa; Chordata; Actinopteri; Clupeiformes; Clupeidae
Gene: tagapb
Product: T cell activation RhoGTPase activating protein b
Exons: 10
Coding region: 233-2446 (737 amino acids)
Biological process (GO): regulation of Rho protein signal transduction; signal transduction
Molecular function (GO): GTPase activator activity
Source: RefSeq, a predicted model, not a curated record
CGAGACAAGACGUAGCGAGCAGCCGUCGCUCUCUCAGAGUGUGUUCUGUGUUCCUCGCGUUCGCUACUUCGGUUCCGUUGUGUGGAUUUCUGUGCCUUUGUGACUUACGCCAUGCCGUUUUUUUGCCUGCAGCUCGCCUGAGGUGAAAGACCGCUGGGUAGAGACCUUACACAGAAAAAUCACCGAAGAGCAAGAGAGGUUCGGCUUCAGUUCUCCUCCGCCGAGCAUCCUCAUGAAGGUUUUGAGUGUGAACAGCAUGACUAAAACUCUAACAGGCGGUGGAACGGAAGAAAACAUGGACGCUCCUUCUGAGGGCAACGGCAAAGGCUCCGCCCCCCAGAGGCAGUUAUGUAACAAGGAGGACGCAGGGAAGCAGCCCAUUGGUCAUGGUGCUAGUCUUUGGAAGAAGCUGAGGAGAAGCUCCACUCUCAGCGGCUCCUCGCCCCGCAUCGACCCCAACUCCAAGAGCCUGUUUGGGCAGCCUCUCUCCAAAAUCUGCCUGGAGGACGGCAGUCUCCCCAAACCCCUCACAGAGAUAUUUCACCUCUUGCGGAGGAAGGGCCCGACUUCAGAAGGGGUCUUCAGAAAGCCGGGGAACAGUGGGGGCCUGAAGGCCAUCCGUGAGCAACUCAACAGCGGGGCUGAAGUGGAUAUGGACGCCCUGCCUGUGAACCAGCUGGUGGGAUUGCUGAAGAGCUUCCUGAAGGAGCUCCCUGAUAGUCUGCUGGUGGCUGACAGAUAUGACCAGUGGAUCAGCGCAGUGGAGAAGGAGGAGGAUGAGGAGAAGCUGACAGAGAUCAAGAGCGUGAUUCUGUCCAUCCCUGAGCCCAACGCCCUCCUCCUGCAGUAUCUCCUCUGCGUGCUGCACCACAUCGGGCAGAGCUCGGACGUCAACAAGAUGGACGCCAGCAACCUGGCGGUGUGCAUCGCCCCCUCGCUCCUCCACAAGACCAGAGGGACCCCGACGCAGGACAUGAUCGUCCAGCCGGAGGAGGUCAAGAAGGUGAAUGGCCUGACACAGUUUCUGAUCGAGAACUGCUGUGGUGUGUUUGGUGAAGGUCUUCUGACCCUGCUCGGUGAUCCAGAUGAGGAGGAGCUGGCUGACAGCACAGAUUCCAUGUCCUCACAUCAACAUGACUCGGCCUAUGACAGCACCGACCCCGAUGCCGACGGCGACGCCGCAGAAGGGUCUCCGGUUGACCGCCGGACGGGCCAUCGCUGCCAAGCCGGCUGCGUGGCGGGCCGCCGGACGCCGUGUUCCAUGGCGGCCUCGCGCUCCUCGGACGGCAUCUUCACUCCGUUCGCCAGCUCCCUGAACCGCCGCUGCUCCGAGCCGGCCAUCUUCCCGUCCUCCGCGGCCGCGGCCGCCUGCUCGCGCUCCCUCGAGCAGUUCCUGGCGCGCAGCCACGACGACUGCUCCGCCGACGAGCGCCCGGUCGACUUCCGGGGCCUGAAGAAGCAGACGUCGGACGACUCCUUCCUGCUGGUCCGGCGGGCCGGGCGGCGCCUGCCGUCCUCGGCCUCGUUCGGCGGCAAGCUGGGCGGGAGCCUGACCGCCGACCUCCUCCUGCUGCCGCCGGGCGGUGGCGGCGGCGGCGCCGACCGCCGGGCGUCCACGGCCUCCAAGGACUGCUCGUGCUCCUCGUCCUGCUCGCUGGAGAGCGCCGCGUCCAACGUCUCCGAGGGCUCCGUCUUCACCAGCUCGCCGCUGGCCUCCCCGACCGCCCCGCGCAGGUCCCACUCCACCAAGCACCAGGCGGCCGUGUCCUCGUCCUGCCGCUCCCUGUCCACCAAGGCCUCCUCCAAGUCCGACCAGCCCAAGGCGGAAGGGGAGGUCAAGCGCCGGACCCAGUCCCUGAGGGUCAAAGGCCUGGGCGGGCUGUUCCACCGGGGCAGCAUGAAGCACGGGGAGGCCCCGAAGGAGCUGUCCUUCCCCUGCGGGCCCCUGCAGGAGGACUCCCAGAGCGAGGCGGAGGCCCCCGAGGGCCCCAGCGGCCCCGCAGAGGAGGAGCCACCCCGCCGGCAGCGGCCCCUGUCGGCCAUCGAGGUCUUCCAGCACGUGGACAGUCGGCUGCCCAGCUGCCCGCCCUCGUACCAGCAGGCGCUGCGCAACUCGACCCAGCCGGCGCCGCCGCAGUACCGGGCCAUGACCGUCCAGGCCGCCCGCGAGCUGGGCCGCAAGGCGCGGCCCAUCUCCAUGAACGACUUCCUGCUCAGUUCCUCCUCCGCGUACCCCGGCGCCGGCCACUUCUCGGACUGCCUCCAGACGCCAUCCCGCGAUCUCCAGGCCGAGCUGAGCGAAUCCGUCGCGCUCGAGCCGGCCCAGCCGUUCCGAGCGAGGGCCAUGUCGGAAUCGGUGUCGCGGUCACGCCAGGACACUGUGGCACGGCGCUGCAGCCAACCGGUGUUUGAGGAACUUACUUAUGCUAAAGAGUCUUAUGUCUAAGCAGGAGUCUUAUGUCUAACCAUAAAACUUAUGUUUAUACAUAAGUAUUAAGUGUAAGCUUGUCCCUGAACAAGGACACUAUUUCUCCCUCUUUGGAUGUGUACAGUUUGCAACUUUCAGGUUGAGCCUUCUGAAGUAGUACUUUUUAGAGUACAUAUUCUAUAGAGUUUAACACAAUAAAGCUAUUUAAAUAUGCUAAUAUAAAUUCUUUAUAAGGUUCCAGCCCAGAAGCUAUGUAAAUAAGUGUGAAAGUAGGAUGCAGAGUAUAUUUUCUUGUUAAAACCUACUGCUGUAGAAUGAUACUUGUCCAGUCGAUAUGUCUUCAAAACUCUUGUUUGUGUUUAUAUUUGUCCUAUUACCUUGCCUUGUUGUUGAGUCAUGUACAGCACAACUGUAAAUUAGCUUAAGUACUCAAAUGCCUUUUUAUUAACUACAGUGUCUUUCUUCUCACUACAAUAAAGCACCUUCUUAAUUCA